Messenger RNA from Panicum virgatum (switchgrass), 1116 nucleotides. Its product is annotated as BTB/POZ and MATH domain-containing protein 1-like. The record is from RefSeq and is a predicted model, not a curated record. Gene Ontology annotation, molecular function: protein binding. The transcript has a single exon. NCBI's taxonomy places the organism in Eukaryota, Viridiplantae, Streptophyta, Magnoliopsida, Poales, Poaceae. Bases 1 to 1116 code for a protein of 371 amino acids. Gene Ontology annotation, biological process: protein ubiquitination.
AUGUCUAGCUCUCCGGCGUCGUGGGACUGCGACGGCAGCGGCAGCGCGUCGACCACCUUCGCCGUGAAGGAGACCGGGUGGCAUGUCUUCCAGGCCGAGUACUCUGAGUUCAAUGGCAUCGGCGCCAUGAGGCACAUCAAAUCGAGCACCUUCUUCGUCGGAGGGCACAGCUGGCUUAUCACGUUCUUCCCCGACGGUUUGAGCGAGGAUGUCAACAAGGACUGGAUAUGCUUCGGCCUCCACCUUGAAAAGCGUGGUGCGACCGGCAGCGGCGUCGGCGGCCGCGAGGUCACGGUACUGGCCAAGUUCAGCUUGCUUGAUGAGGCCGGAGAUCCAUCUUACACGAAAGCUGACAAGUUCACCUUCGCAAGAACAUUUGAAUCCUUGGCGCUCCAGCGGUUCAUUCGGAGGAAGGAAUUCGAGUCAUCCUAUGUAAGAGACGGCAGGUUCAGCGUAAGGUGUGAUCUCUCGGUGGUCGAGAAGGUGUGCACCGAGGUGUUGGUGCCGCCGCCGGAGCUGCACCGGCAUCUCGCCGACCUCCUCGCCAGCGGCAUUGGGUCGGACGUGACGUUAGAGGUCGGCGAGGAGGAGUUCAAGGCGCAUAAGAGCAUGCUCGCCGCGCGGUCGCCGGUGUUCAAGGUGGAAUUCUUCGGCGGCCCGUUGAUGGAGAACACCGGCGAUCGUGCCAAGAUCGACGACAUGGAGCCGAGGGUGUUCAAGGCCUUGCUGGGCUUCAUCUACACCGACUCGUUGCCGGAGAUUGAGCCCACGGAAAGGGUAGUGAUGGCUCAGCAUCUGCUUGUUGCGGCGGACAAGUACGACAUUCAGAGGCUCAAAUCGAUCUGCGAGUACAUUCUCUGCACCUACCUCAACGCAAGUGUAGCGGCGACUACGCUUGUGCUUGCUGAGCAGCAUCGAUGCCAUCGGCUCAAGGAGGCAUGCUUAAGGAUACUCAAGUCCCCGGACAAUAAGGUGGCUCUGGGGUGCGAUGACUGCCAGUAUUUGUUAGGCAUUUUCCCCUCUCUUCUCAAGGAACUGCAUGAGACUGCCCAAAAUACCCCUCACUGCCCUUUCGUGACCUCAGCAGGAGAUGGGCCCGGAGCGGGGCCAUGGUAG